GGUAUUGUGGGUAGGGCCCAGGCCUUCAUUUCCGCUCAAAGCGGCACUGGCAGCAUCCAAGCAUCCCUGAUUUCUACUUUUAAAGCUCUGUUUGUCGUCAGAAUUCUUGAUGGAUGCAAUCAACAAAGUACCCAUGUGUCGAAUAACAAUGUCAACUGUCUUGUGCUAUUACUCGACUUGAAUGUCAGCCAACCUACAAAUGAAGGGGAGUUGAAAAAUACAUCAUCUGCUGCCAGUUUAAGACAUAGGUACGCGCUGUGACUGGAAAUUAGGCCAUUGGCUGUUCCGAGUUCUGAGGCGUCCCCCGAUGUCUCUGAAUGGAGCUUCUCCUUCAGCUGAUCUCACUGUGCUGGGGCGCAGAUGUGCAGCAGCAUCAGCAGCAGCUCAAGUUUGAGGAACACAGUCGGGGGAAGAAAGACAGGGAUGCGUCUAUUUUAGGCUUACAGACUGGAUGUUUGCGCCGAACAAGUCACUCUUUAAGAAGCGCUGCGGAACAAAUCUGGAUUUGCACACACGGCGUCUGAUGAGGAACUCAAAAGGCACGGGAAUGUACGGCAAGGGGGGAUAUGAGAAAGUCAUCCUGCUCAUCUUUUACCUCCAGCUGUGGUCCAUGCCGAUGGGUGAAGCAAUUCAUCCGGACUGCGCCAUCAUCUCUCAGCACCUGAGGGCUCGGGAGAUUUGCAGCCAGACGAGGAGGAGCGAGGCGCAAAACCGGAGCGAUCACAGCGGAUGUAAAACAGAGUGGGACGAGAUUGGGUGUUGGUUGAGGGCAGACGCCGGGCAAGUUGUCAACUUAUCCUGCUCUGAGGUCUUCCAGCAUUUCUCCAGCAAUCAAGGGUAUGUUUACAGGAAUUGCACCGCAGAUGGCUGGUCUGAGAUGUAUCCAACUUAUGAAGACGCCUGUCAUUUCAGUGAUGACAGCGAGCCUGAGUCUGAGACUAGUUACCUCCGUGCGUUCCGGCAGGUCUACACUGUAGGGUAUGCCACCUCCCUCAUCUCCCUCCUUACCGCCAUAGUGGUGUUUGCAGGCUUCAGGAAAUUUCGCUGCACCAGAAACUACAUCCACAUCAACUUGUUUUCCUCCUUCGUCCUGAGAGCCAGUGCUGUGUUCAUUAAGGAUGCGGUGUUGUUUGCGGAUGAAACUCUGGACCACUGCUCUAUGUCUACGGCUACGUGUAAGUCAGCCGUGGCUUUUUUCCAGUUCAGCAUCCUGGCCAAUUACUUUUGGUUGCUGGUGGAGGGCAUGUAUCUGCAGACCCUGUUGGCCCUCACUUUCGUUUCUCAGAGGAAAUACUUCUGGUGGUACAUUCUCAUCGGAUGGGGACUACCAUCAAUGGUCCUCAUACUUUGGGUUCUGACCAGGUUUUUCUAUGACGACAGAGGCUGCUGGGAUGACAAUGACAAUGUUGGCAUUUGGUGGAUCAUCAAAGGACCAAUUACAGCCUCGCUGCUGGUCAAUAUAGUCAUCUUCCUAAACGUUAUCCGGAUUCUGGUCCAAAAGCUUAAAUCAUCAGCCACGGCUGGAAACAGUGACACUAGCCAUUUCAUGAGGCUGGCUAAAUCCACCCUGUUCCUCAUUCCUCUGUUUGGGAUGCACUACACGGUAUUUGCCUUCCUGCCGGAGAACACCGGAGUGGCUGCUAGACUGUACAUUGAGCUGGGCCUGGGAUCCUUUCAGGGGUUUGUUGUGGCACUUCUCUACUGCUUCAUGAAUGGAGAGGUCCAGACAGAGCUCCGGAAAUGGCUUUGGAGGUGUUACAAUCCAAAUCAUCUCAAUCCAGCCAAGAGAAGCAUCACUCAGAUCACAAUUCGAACCCACGGAGGCUUGGGUUUGCCUCCGUCUAGUGCCAACGUCUCUGCUGUAUGAUUCUUGCUUUUUUUUUUUUUGAAGGAGAAAACAAUUCCUGAAUGUGAAGAAACAAUAAAAGCGUGGAAUUCCUCUGCUGAACAUGGUGACGGCAUUAAUUAAACUACUGUUCUGUGAGAACCAAGAGAGCACAAGGAAAAUAGGUGCAGGAACUGCGUGACAUGUCUGAAUGCUUCAUAUUAGUUUCAGCAGAGGCUGGUCCAACACUCAGUCUAGAUCACAGGGUGCCCCAUCACAUCGAUAGUGCCUAACUUCUCCAGAAAUGAUGGUGCCAUCGCAAAAACAGGAAACACCAAUGGCGACAGAGCUGGCCCUGAGUUAAGGAGGAGUUCAGAUGCUUGUGUUUACAGUUUAGACCUCAUAGGUGAUACAUUUUGAGAUGUGAACUGGGGUAAAUACUGAAAUGUAUGGUUGCAAAAUAUAUGGAAAUACUGUAUAUGUUAUAUAUUUAACUCUGCUUGACAGUUUUUUUUCAUUGAAGGCUGAAAUAAAACACUCACAUAGUGCACAUGUAAGGAUAGCUCACAUUAGUAGACCUUGUUUUGAAAACUGCUUUGGAAGGAAUUUAAAGUUUUCUGACUGAACUUUUUAUGUUGCUUCUAGGUAUGUAAAAUAUGCUGCUUCAUUGAAAUGCACUGCGAUCUGUAGUUCAAGUGAAGGUUCUCUCACAAAGCUAUGUCAAUUUGAAAGUGCACAACAUGGAAAAGCAUCGUGUUGUUUAAUAAUCUGAACGAUUACCAACUGCUUCAUGGACAUGCAUCUUGAUGAUGAAAUACUUCAAGUUACGUGUUUUCGUCAGUAUCACAAACCAUUUCAGCUUUUAGCUACAUUUGUUCUUCAGUGAGGUGUAUGUUAGGAACACAGCUACAGGUUUCCAUACAAUUUGGGAACAAUAGUUACAUAGAAUUGGGUCGUGGAGACUGAAAAGGACAGAAUUUAAUUCGGAGUACCAAUCGUACAUCCCAGUGUGACGUGCAACACAACAGCGUCUUCUGCCAGGACUGCCAAGGACGACCACCAAGAUGAUAGGUUGAUGAUGGGUCCAGUUGGACCAACUAGCUCAAAUAAAAGGACACCAAAACAAUUACAAUGUCAAUGUAUGUUGAGCGUCAGGAUGAGUUGUAGGAAACACAGCGUCUGAUUCAAGUCACAAAAUUAGGUCUUACAAAUCUGUUUAUGCAUUUUGUAGAAUGCUUAAUGUAUCUAACAGUUGAUCUUAGG
This is a messenger RNA of Fundulus heteroclitus (mummichog), 3088 nucleotides long. RefSeq names its product pituitary adenylate cyclase-activating polypeptide type I receptor. Gene Ontology annotation, cellular component: plasma membrane. The record is from RefSeq and is a predicted model, not a curated record. The coding region runs from base 452 to 1867 and encodes 471 amino acids. NCBI's taxonomy places the organism in Eukaryota, Metazoa, Chordata, Actinopteri, Cyprinodontiformes, Fundulidae. Gene Ontology annotation, molecular function: G protein-coupled peptide receptor activity; peptide hormone binding; vasoactive intestinal polypeptide receptor activity. Gene Ontology annotation, biological process: adenylate cyclase-modulating G protein-coupled receptor signaling pathway; cell surface receptor signaling pathway. The transcript has 13 exons.